UCCACCGCCCCACUCACCACCAUCCCACCUCCAACCUCAAACACGACCGCCUCCACAGCACCAGCACCUCCGACCUCAACCUCGAAUGCACCCUCCUCGACCGCUCCUCCCACUCCAAAAUCAACGAUCGUCACUAUCACCGUCCCACCGAUACGUCCGCCGCAGAGCACUGCCCCCACCAUAGUGCAGUCCGCUACCGGAGCACCUAUGCAAGUACCUUCGAUUGCAUCCUUAAGAACGGCACUUCCACCCGGCUUUCCACCGAUUCCGUUUCCGACUGGAGCACCUGCAGUGCCGAUGCCACCGAUGCCACGUCCGAUGGGCUUACCAACUCUUCGGUACGUCAGAGUGAUGUGCUGGAUACUUGAAAUGGUAUCGAAAACAUUGGGUUAUUGCGACGAGGAUAUGCCGCCUGUCGCCGUGCCCAUAAUUCCAGUCCCAGUCAUUCCACAACCACCGAUGAGCACCGUUCCAGUGAAUGUGCCUUUGCCGAGCACUCCAGCCACCAUACCGCAACCUCUGAACGCCAAUAUCGUCCCACCACUCCCGACUGGAGGGGCACCGUCGCAGCAGCAGUCUGAUGGUGCACCACCGGCCAAAAGAGCUAGAACUGAGGAUGAUUUGGAGAGUGAAGCGGACUGGCUUGCGAAGGUGUCUGGAUCGAUAACGAUCAACGUGCAAACACCGACCAAUUCAUCGAAUCCGGAUUGGAAACUCGAUGGAAAGAACUUGAGCGUGUCGUUGGAUGUGGCUGCGCCGGUAUCCUCUCUGAAGAGUGCAAUACAAGACCAGACUGGUUUGCCGGGAUCGAAACAGAAACUUACAUUUGAUGUUUGU
Molecule: messenger RNA, 837 nt
Organism: Anisakis simplex (herring worm)
Lineage: Eukaryota; Metazoa; Nematoda; Chromadorea; Rhabditida; Anisakidae
Source: the annotation of a GenBank genome assembly